AAUUAUAAGAAUUAUAGAUGUCUGAGCUUAUAGGAAACUGGAUUAACAAUGAGGUAGAAUUACCUCAGCAUGUAGAGGACUUUGAGAAAGACUUCUCAAAUGGGUAUCUCUUCGCAAGGCUCCUCAAACACUAUAAACAGCUGGACGAUAUCAGCCCAUUUUCUCGUAAAUAACAACAGGGAUAGUAGGAUAAAUAAUUUUAUCCUUCUUGAGCCUAUCUUUAGAAGCCUGCAGAUCAGGUUCAAUGCUAAACAGAUCAAUGAUAUCAUCAAGGAGAAGAGAGGCAGCUCUCUCCAACUGCUGUGCCAGCUUAAGAUGAAACUUGAGAAAGUUGGAGUACCACUUGACGGUCAUAUGAGUGAUACCAAGCCUGCUAAGAAGCUGAAUCCUGGCAAAGAGAAGUACGAUACACAAGCUCAUAACCACUUCAAGGUCCAACUUCAGGAGCUUAAUGAGAGUCAGAAGAAUAUAAAUUUGAAAAAUCACCUGAAGAAAUUUGAAGAGAUCAGACAGAAGCAAGAAGCCCAGGCUCAUAGAGAAGAUGAGAAGGAACAUGAAAUGAAGAUCAAGCUUAAGCAUGACAUGAGACAUUCCCAAAUCGAUAAGUUACAAAGAAAUGCUGGAUUUAUGGAAGAGUGGCUCAGGAAAGGAAUUGAAGACUGGAAAAAGAACCAAAAUGUUAAGAAAGAGCGUGAAAAGAAGCAGCUCCAGUUUGAAUUUACAUUGACAAAGAAGUUAGAAUCUCAGACCAUGACUCAGAUCAACAAGGCCAAGUCUGAAGUUAUUGAUGGAAUAGAAGAAUUUGAGAACAAUCUUAAAAGAAAUGGUAUCGAGACUGAAGCACCAGGGAGUAAGGAGUCCUCACCUUCUAAGACAAGACUUACGAUAAAUAAGUCUUCAAAUCUCUUUGGCAGAACAAAUCAGACAAUGACUGAGACCCUUGGAAAUCUCUCAAUUGGAGGUAAGGCAAAGGAGAGAGGAAGUCGAAUAUCUGAAGCCACUCGUAAAGAGAGGGAAAGAAGGCAGGGAAAACUCACUAAAGCCUUAAAUAAUGACAUCCUUCGUGACAUGGAAAACAAGACCAGGGAAGAGCAAUACAUCGAACGUCUCAAGAGGCAAUCUAAACAAGAGGAAGAGCUCAAUUAUGAGAUCUGGAAGACUGAGCAAUGUAAAAAUGUUAUCAUUGAGAACAGAAAGCUGAGAGAAGCAAGAUAUUAUAAAAGAAAAGAGCUGGACACAACUAACGCAAUUUCUAGAGAAGAAGAGAUGCUAAGGACUCUUGAUGAGCAGAGAAAUAUUGACGAAGAGAGUCAAUUCGAGAGAGAAUCUGAUCUUAGAAUCAACUGUAAGCAAGACCAAAGAAAGUACAGGACUGAUAUAUGCUCAAAAAUGCUCGAUGAGAUCUUUGAGAUCGCAAAUCAGGCUUAUAUCCUUCAACAGCAGACUGACAGUGAGGAGAUUGAUGACAGAAACUGGAGGGAGUGGACCAAGCUCUUUAAAACUCAAGAAUCCAUCAAAGCAGCCUAUGUCGAAGGCAAGCCAGAUUUUGACGAAGACGAUGAUAAGAUCUUAGGUGAAACCAAAAUAGACACCGAAGAAGAGUCUCUUGAGAAAGCAGAGUUUACUCUAGAUGAUGAAGAACUUACUGAUUAUCUCAAAAGCCAAGGACAGUGGAAAGGAGAUCUGGUUAAUGAUGAGGAAAACAAAAUCAACAUGGAACAAAUCCUUAACUCUGGAGAAGCAACAGGAGGCAAAGGAGGAAAGGGAGCUCAGCCAGAGAGUAAACUUGAUGAAGACGAAAUGACAAUUCCAGAAGUCCUCCCAAAGAACAAUAUUCUAGGAGACGUUGUUGAGCAAGUCAUUAAUAUCAACUACGAUGGCGAGAAGGACAUAGUACGACCAGAGGUGCCAAACCAUUUAACUCUCCGUCUUGCUAUGGUAGGUAAAUCAUUCGCUGGUAAGAAGACCCAAGCCCAGCUGAUCGCUGAGAAGUACGACCUAAAGCAGUAUCACCCAUUCGAGCUGAUAGAUGAAGCACUAAGUAGAUCUAAGGAAGAACUUGAAGAAAUUGAGAAAGAUAAUUCUAGAACUGCUUACUCUGAGGAAAAGGAGAAGCGCCAUGACAAAGAAGGUGAAGAUGAACCUGAAGAAGAAGAAAACACAGAGGAAGAAAAUCAAGAAAACAAGGAAGAUACUCCCGACGCCCAAGCUGAGGGCCAGAAGGAGCCAAAAGAAGAAUCUGUGAAGGAAGAAACUCCUGAAGAGAAUAAAGAUGAAUCCAAAGAUGCACCUGAGGCCUCAGAAGCAGACCACCAAGAAGAAGACAAGAAGAAAGAAAUAGUUGUUGGCGAAGGCGAAGAUAAUAUUGAGGUGAUCAGAGAAGGGUCUAAUGAAGAAAUCCUUAAUGUCGAAGCUGAGUUUGAGAGAAAGAGAAGCCCAAUCUUCUUCAAAAGACCAAUGACCAAGGAAGAGAAACUACAGAAAAUCAGAAGAAACUUGUUCAGAACCACUGGUAAAAGGUUAGAAGAAAUCCUGCUAGAAGGAAAAGAAAUUCCUGAAGAAAUGGUGGUUGAACUUUUUGUUUCCUCUAUUAAGGCUGAUUUCUUGUAUAAAACACAAGAAGAGAUUGAUGAAGACGUGAAGAAAAUUAUUGAAAGAGAAGAAGAAAUCAAAGAAGAAUUAUCAAAAGCCAAGGAAGUUCAAGGAAAAUCUUUCAGAAAUGCAGCUGUUAUUGAUGAAGAAGCCCUGAAGAAGGAAUUAGAAGAACUAGCUAACUUUAAUAAAUUUGGAUGGAUCUUGGUUGACUUCCCUUGUUCUCUACAACAAGCAAGCAGACUUGAAGCUCAGUUGAGUGGAUAUUUACCAGAGAUUGAUAAAGAGAUUUGUGAGAGAAAUGAGAAACUCACAACUGCUUGCAGAAUCAUAGAACCUUCAGAUAAGCCUAAUAUUGAUGACACACUUCAAGAAUCUGGACUUGAUGCUGUACUCUGGUUAGAUACAAAGAGAGAAGAAUGCAGGAGAAGAGCUCUUGGUCGAAGAAUUGAUCUUACCAAUGACACAGAAUUUCAUAUUGAUGAUAAUCCUCCACCAACUACAAGUCCUCCUUUAUGUGAAAGAUUGAUGCAAGUAACAGAACCUGAGAGAGCCCAAGAGGUUAUCCCAGACAAACAUCUGGCUUUCGACAACAACACUCCUCGCUUACGUCAAUGGUUCUCCAAAUUUGGGUAUGAAAAGGAAGGAGAGGAGGCUAACACUCUUGAGCUAUGCCAUGACAUCAAUGGAGAUAGUGCCAACCCUGAAGAGGUUCUAUCCAAUGCCACAGUUCUAGAAAAGAUAGUCUCUAGAAAAGAGGCUCAAUGGAGGGCUAAAAAGGAACAGUAUAGGCAAGAACUCCUCGCUGAAAAAGAAAGAAUCCGUCUUGAAGAAGAAGAGCGUAUCCGUCUUGAAGAGGAAGCGAAAAGAAAAGCCGAAGAAGAAGCUAAGAAGAAAGAAGAAGGUGAGGGAGAUGAAGAGCAACCUGAACAACAAGAGCCAGCUCCUGAAGAGCCUCCUAAGGAAGAACAGCAACCUGAUGAGGAAAAGAAGGAAGGAGAAGGAGAGAAAGAAGAGGAGCAAGAACCUCAACCCCCUGCUAAAGACAAUAUCGAUGAUGAUUUUGCACCUGUUUUAAUGAAUAUUUGGAACGAUAUUGAAGAGAAAUACCUCAAAAGAAUGAGGAAGAGCUUCAAUCUAUACAGAAAUCAGAGGAAUAGAAUCACCUCUGGUCUCUGUAAGACUCAGAAGUACUUCAUACAAUACCUAAGCAGGCCUGAUACCAAGCAAGCUAAGUUAGAUGAGUUCGUCACUGAAUUCAACAAGUUCUCUGAUGAAUACCCAGAUCUGAGAGAAGAUGAGCAAACUAAAGAAGAGCUUCAUCAGCGUACAGAUACCCUCUCAGAUCAACUCUGGGAAAUCUCGGAGGAAAGAAGAAACAAAGCUGUUGAAGAAAGGAAGAAAAUUAUGGAAAAUGGUUGGGCUGAAUUUGAACUGGAACAGGUGACCACAACCGCUCAGUACAUGUUCCAAGCUGAAGUGGACAAAUUCAGAAAUUGUGCUAACUUACUCCAGGAUUACUACUAUGCUAUUGAGGAUAGAUUAGUCCCUGACCCACCUGAGAAAAUCAAUUAUGAGAUAAUCAACAGGAACGAGGAUGGAACUUUGGAGGAGCUCCCACCUGUAUUUGAGACCCAAGAAGGAGAAGAUGGAUCUAAAGAGGCUUACCCAAGGCUAGAUAAACUUUUUGAAAGAGGCCUUAAGGCCCAGAUCCUUCCUGAAGUCGAGACAACCCCUCCAGGAGGAGCUGCAGCUGGUGAUAAAAAGGGAGGCAAAGGAAAAGAUGCUAAGAAAGGAGGUGAAGAAGAAGUAGAAGAAAAAUACUUCUAUGAGGAAGAACUCCAAAAUGCUAUUAAGACUGAAAAGGCAGUCUUGAGAUUCAGACUCACUAUGAUCAGAAAUUGGGCCCUCAGUUUGAUGAAAGAAAUUAGAGUUAGAAGCAAUACAUGCUUCCAGAAAUUAGAUACCUGGAUUCAGGUUACAUUCAAGGCAGAGACUGAUGCUAUUAUCGAGAAAGAAAAAGUCAUUAAAAGGAGCAUUGAAGAGGAGACAAAGCUUCAACAUGAACUUAAAAUUAAAGGAAUGGACUUCUAUCUGGAUGAGAAGUUCCUUAACUUUGAGGAUCCUCCUCCAGAGGUAUAUGCUGCUAGAGAAGAACCUCAAGAUAAUAGAUUCACAAUUAAACAACUUGAAUCAUUAGUUAACGAAUUCAUCGUUUCUUCAAAGGAUGGACUUAUUAAGAAUGAGUGUAUUGUGGACCUGCUUUUGACAAGGACUCUGAACUCUAGAAAAUUCUCUGACGAAAAUGGAGUACCUUCUGUACUCAAGGACUGAGAUAGAAGUGCAUAUGAGAUGCUUAUCAAAGCCUUUGAUGUUAAAUUUACAGGAUUUGUAUCAUUCAAAAAGGUAGCAAUCACCUUAUGCUUGCUCAGUAGCCAAGUGCCCAGUGAUGAGCAGCUUGAAGAAUAUAAGAACAACUUGUUGGCCAAGGUUCUUGAGGAGCACGAUGGUAGCCACUAUGUUGGCAAGAAUGUGUUCAUUAAAGUCCCUGCAUGGUUCGACUCAAAUGAGAUCUCAGUCGAUCUUCCUCAGUAUGAGCCUUACCCAAGAGUAAAGAACUUAAAGAGUAUUCUGUUCGAUGUUGUAAAGACGGAAGAUUUCUUAGUCAAUAUUGAAGAAUUCAUCGGACUUUUACAAAUCAAAAUUCCAGAAAGAGAUAUUGCAAUCUAUGGUGAUAUUAUUAAAUCUGAAGAAUAAAUUAUAAUUCAAUGUGGU
This is a messenger RNA of Moneuplotes crassus, 5367 nucleotides long. NCBI's taxonomy places the organism in Eukaryota, Ciliophora, Spirotrichea, Euplotida, Euplotidae. The record is from the annotation of a GenBank genome assembly.